AUGCGCGCUCUCUUCCACUACAUCCGCAACGACCUCGUCCCCAGCCUCCCGACUUCCCCGCCAGACGAGUGGCUCGAGCUGAAGCGUACGGGCAAGUACCUCUCGACGCCAUACUCGCGGAACAAGGUGCUGUUCGGGACCGUCAGUGAGAAACUGUGGCGUCAUUUUCCGCUCCAGGCUAGGACCAGGACCGACGCUGGCUACUGGAAGUAUUUGUUCCGGGUCGUUGAAGGAGAGAAAUCACUGUCAUUGUCGUCGCCACAGAAUCAACAUAAUGAUGAUGAUGGUGCUGGGGGUAAUCGUGAAACAAGCACACCGCCAACCUCCUCCGGCGUCCCGUCCUCCGGCGUCCCUCUCCUUCCACCAGGCUACGAAUUCGGCCCCAUGCGCCCGUCAGACCUGCAGACCGUGCUGGACCGCACGCCCAUCCCGCGCACCCUGGCCACCCUGCGCCAGUUCGUCUCCCUCGGCCUGUUCCGCCGAGACGAACAACCAAGCCCCGGUCCCGGGCGGGGUCCAGCCGUCGGCUGGGGGUUCCUGGGUAAAGACGCCAGUCUGUCCAGCCUGCACACCGAGCCCGAGCAUCGUGGCAAAGGCCUGGCUGUGGCGUUGGGCCGCGAGCUCUUGAGACGCCAGCACGUUGUGUCUCCUUCGGAUGCCGCGGCGGAGGCGGAGGCGGAAGUGGAGGAGGAAAAAGAGGGAGAGAUAUCACACGGUGACGUUGGACGCGGACGCGGGAAUAGAUCGAGAUAUCCGACAAUAGACUACUCCCGCAGCACCACCAGCGCCAAACCCUUCGCCUGGGCCCACGCAGACGUCUCCCAAUCUAACACGGCGAGCCGGCGCGUCAUGGAGAAACUGGGCGGCAUGGCCCUGUGGAUGGUCAUGUGGACCGAGGUGGACAUGGAGAAGAUGCUGUCCUCGUCGGGGUCCUCGUCGUUGGCGUCAUGA
Cladophialophora psammophila CBS 110553 is the source of this 951-nucleotide messenger RNA. RefSeq lists its product as uncharacterized. The coding region runs from base 1 to 951 and encodes 316 amino acids. The record is from RefSeq and is a predicted model, not a curated record. NCBI's taxonomy places the organism in Eukaryota, Fungi, Ascomycota, Eurotiomycetes, Chaetothyriales, Herpotrichiellaceae. The transcript has a single exon.